CCAGGGAUCUAGACUGGAGACCCCUGUCGGCAGUCAGGAUUGAUCCUAAAAGCCGAGAUGGGGCAGCCCUGGUUACUGUCCUGUGUGUGUCUUAGGUGCCUGGAGCUCUAGGCUCUGGUGGAGCAGCAGCUGGAUUUAGACUGGAACCAUCUCUGGUGGUUGACAGCGCACAUAGUAUUAUAUGCCAUGAGGCACCCUUGUGGUUUGUGGGAGAAACACAUGCUUUGGGGCAGGUCCCUCCAACUACUCCCAGCUGGUCUGGGAGACAGAGCUGAAGAAUGUGUUUUCUGCUUCACUUCUGGUUUCUCCUUAGCCACUCCGAGUCUCAGUUUCCUCAUCUGUAACCUGGAGACGCCCCCCCCCGCCGCCAGCUGAGUCGCUCUGACAGUGUGGCACACGUUAGGCACUGGGUAAUGGGAGUUGCUGCUGGUAGUUUGAAGUCAAGCCACUUGUGGGUGGAGUGUAAGCUCUGGGUUUGGCGACGCCUGAAGAGGGUUCUUCUGCCCCCUCCACGCAAGCAAAUUGCUGACAGUGGCAAAGCCACGUUGCCAUGUUUAUGGGAAAACUGCUGCUUUGGUUUCGGGUUUAAAAGAAAAAAGAUACUUGGGUUUGGUUUCAUCUAGGGUUUGGCAAAUGCGUGUGGCUGGGCGGCCGCUGGGAUGCAGGUCCGGGAACGUGCAACUAGCCGGGCGUUAGGACCCGGAGCGCGUCUCCCGGACCCGGCGAGUCCAGGUCCGGGAGCCGCGGGAGGAGAGGCAUGAAUGAGAGGCUGGAGGGGUUCGCGGCUGAAAGGGCUGGCGGCGGAAUAGCUCUGCCGUCGCCAGGCAACCGUCCUGACGCAACGCAAAAAAAAAAAAAAAAAAAAGUCCCUUAAAAAAAGAAUAGUGCUGAGAAUUCACGGGAGCACGAGAGAGGAGGCAGGAGCCGGCUUAGCCCCCCGAGGCCGGGGCCAGAGGCUGCUGAACGGGGAGCCCGCGUCUUGAGGAGGAGGCGGGGACCUUGGUGACACCCCGGACGGGGCCUCUAAGCACCCUGAAAGGCGUGGGAGUGGAAGCCUUGGGUAACUCGCUGAGGUGCGGCACAGGACGCGGCGGACUGCCCUGCUCUGGGACAUACACUUGGGGGCCUCACCAGCCAGCAGCUUCCCGCUUCUCGCCACCCGCCCUUCCCCACGAGGAGGAGGUGCUUCCCCGCCCAUCUCUGAUCCGCCUGCAUCUCCAGAACUGAUAGAUCUUGGCAAAGCUGCCCCCAAAGAUUCCUGCUAAUGCUUGUCUGUUCCUGCCUUUUGCGAAGCAUGGCGCCCACAGGACUCCAGAAAGAUUCUUAAACCCGAAGCUCUGCAGCUGCUCCGGAAGGCACUCUGUGCAGCUCAUCCCCGGCCCCUCUUGGCUCUGGGAGCUGCCCACAUCCCAGCAAUGCCCUCAGGAGCCUUGGCCCCAGCUGGGUGACAUCAUUCCAGAGCAGGCACCAACCUUGCCUCACCUACCAGGGCUCCCUCAGCACCUCCACCACCUCCCAUGUCUGAUGGUCCCUGCAGACUCUAGAAUGUCUGUGCCCCAGAUCCAAGUGGAAGAAGAAGAGGGGCUGGCAGGAGCUGCCCCACCUCCUGACGACCACCUCCGGAGCCUGAAGGCCCUCACUGAGAAACUGAGGCUGGAGACCCGCAGGCCCUCCUACCUGGAGUGGCAGGCCAGGCUGGAGGAACAGGCAUGGCCCUUCCCGAGGCCGGCUGCUGAGCCGGGGGCAUGCGGGGAGGAAGAGCCCUCCCCACCGAGAGAGCCCGGGCAGCACCCCCCGCCUGGUGACAGUGCCAGCCAGGAUGAUGGGACCCGGCCCAGAGGCAAGCUGGAGGGCUUUGAGAACAUCGACGAAGCUAUAGCCUGGCUCAGGAAGGAACUGAUGGAGAUGAGGCUGCAGGACCAGCAGCUAGCCAGACAGCUCAUGCGCCUGCGCAGUGACAUCAACAAGCUGAAGAUCGAGCAGACCUGCGACCUCCACAGACGGAUGCUCAAUGACGCCACCUAUGAGCUGGAGGAGCGCGAUGAGCUGUCAGACCUCUUCUGCGACUCCCCGCUGGCCUCGUCCUUCAGUCUCUCCACACCACUCAAGCUCAUCGGAGUCACCAAGAUGAACAUCAACUCCCGGAGGUUCUCCCUCUGCUGAGAAGCCCUGGAACCAGGCAGAGGAGCCAGAACUGGGGGGUUGGGAGGCAGGGAGGAGGCAUGAGGAGGGGGUUGAGACCGAGUUACCCCAGAGGCAGGACUUCCCUGAGACCAGUGAACCCUGGACCCCCAGGACCUGUCAGCAGGUGAUCUCCCCAGGGCUCCAGUUUCAGAGCUCGACAUCCCCAUGACCGGUUCUCACCUAAUACCCAAAGAGUCCUGCAGAAGGGCCACUUGACCCAGACGUCCAAUGAGACCUGGGUUGCCAGCACGACACGUCUCAGUCCCCCCUCAGUGACCCAUAUUCUUGUUCCCUGGAAUCACUGGUGCUACGAGAACUGGGAUCCCAAACAGGGGGCCCCAAAGCCGUGAUUCUUGCCAAAGGCUUCCCCACAGGCCCUGAGCCACCAGAGAGCGGUGACUAGAUGUGUCAGAUGUGCCCACCUUGCUGUGGCUGUCCUCUAAGUACUGGCUCAAAUUCACCCUAAAUAGGUGACUCAACAACCUUGACAGGGACCCACCAGAAAAGGAAAACCAAAAGGAUACAAUGUAAGUUGUAUCCAUCUUGUGCCAGAGUAGUUUGGGUGCAGCAAGCACAGACACCCUCUGUUGCCUGCCUGGCCACAAGCACCAGUCCCAACCUCCAAAGAGUCCCUUUGCCAUCACCCCACCACCCUGGGGGCGUGCCUAGGAGACCACUGGUGACUGACCAGGCAGCUCUGUCAGUGAGUUUCCCGUAACUGAAUUCUCCCCGGGGCCAGCCAAGGCCUCCUGGUGGAUUCUGACAAUGUCACCUACGUCACCUCCUUGCCCUUCCCAGAAAAACUCGAGGGAGCCCAGACACUUGCCCUGAGCUCUUCCGAGAUUCUGUGCCUAAUUUAAAUGACUAAUUUUAAUUGAAUCAGACUGUUACUAAUCUGUUACUAACCUGUUAAUAACUGUUUGAUUUGUCCAAAUGGCGAAGCCAGAUGGGUAGGUGAAGUACAGAGGUUCAGGAUUUUAUUUUAAAAGGUUCUCCCUAAUGCCAAGCAUGAGGAUCAAGAAGGUGAGAGCUGAGGCCUGAACAGGUGAGGGAAGUUAGCCUGGGAGAGUGCCUCGCGUCAACGUUCCCCGCCAGCUGGCAGUCUCUGACCUUUGAUGUCAUCCGGCCGAGGCCUCUCCUUCACAAAGGAGUACAGUGAGGCCACGGAAGGAGAGAAUGACUUCCCUCCGGCCACACAGCUCAUUAGUGGCCAUAGAAUAUUGAUGUGUUAAAUCAUUAUUGAUAAUGCCUGGACAGAUCCUAUAGCAACGAACUUGAACUCCAAAGAUGGUCCUAAAUGCUUUGCCAAACCCUACAAACUGCCAACCUCUACUCUCUGCCUCAUUCAGCCCCCACUAGCACCUCCCAUUCUGCAGUUCAGAAUAUUUGGGUCUCACUCAGAGCAAUGUCUGGACAGCAGGCCCACAGAACACACGUCACCAGUCACCCGUAGUCAAGGUAAGCUGUCCUGCUGCUCUGACAUUCCCCGUUUCGUCUUCCCAUAUAAUCACACUGGGGCACGCGCGCACGUGCACACACACACACACACACACACACACCACCCCAGGACCCACACUGGGAAAACGUUGUUUUUCUUCUAUGGCCUGGGAGUGGAAAGAUGCAAAUGAGUGGUCUCUAGUUCGACAGAAAAGAAGUUGGUCUGUUCCUCAUGAUUUCAAAGAGCUGGGGGGUGUAUGCUUUCUUCAAAGAAGUUUUAACCAUGUGGCCAAGUUUGCUUUGGCCCAACGCUGAGCAGUGACAGAGGUCUGAGGCCCAGUGCACUCAUUUAUGGAGACCUCGGAGGAAGGCCAGCCCCCUCGGGCAGGAAACGAGGGAGAUUUUCUCUACUCAGUGGUUUCUCUGCUUAGGAAUCCGCACAAGCACUGCCAGGGCCCACAGAGGCAUUGCUGCCAGCCUUCUGCCAGAUGCGCCCCGAGGUCAAGGUCAUGCAGUAUCAGGAGGGCCUGUGCAUGCUCACCAUACCCCCUACACGUGUAUGUGUAGACACACAUACAUGGGAAAGCUCAUUCCAUAAUCAGGGGGGAAAAAGGCCAACCUGAUUUUGUUUCUUUCUAGAAAUUAGUCAUUGCAGUAACCAAAAAAGUUGGAAUCAACUACAGUUGAAUGAUUUAGUUGAAUUUCAUCAACCCGAUUGAAUUGGAGUCAGCUGGGCAAUUUAGUUGCUCAGUUGUCCUAAUACUUACUUCUCCCCCCACCCUUCUUUUUUUUGUUUUGUGAGAGUAAACUGAGUUCAAGGCACACUUUUUUUUUUGCAUAGGUGCGAUAUCUCAGCUGUUUUGCUUGGUUCAUCCUCAGAGAACUUUAUUUUGAGAUAAGGAAGAAGGAGAAGGAGGAGGGGGUCAGAGAAGAGAGCUGGAGGGGAACAGACAGGUGUCUUUUCCUACUCGCUGUUCGGUGUCUGUUAUUUCUGUUGUUUCCACAGUCAACACAAGUAAUUACCCAAGUCAGUUCAGCUUGUGAAGUCCCCGCUCUGUGUGGGGCAAGAGAUGCCAGCUCCCCAGGACAACCUUAUGGCUUACCACGUGUAUACGAUACUGUCCUCAGUUUUACCCACUGUCAACCGUCUCCCUGCCCUCCCCGAGGGCCCCUAGGUGUAAAUCUCAAAGUCUCCAUUGACACUCCCGUGUGCAGCGACAUCCGAUGCCUUCACGGGCCCCGCCGAGGUCACAGAGGCCCGGAGGGCCGGCCCCAGGCCUCCCCCUCGUAGCAAUACCAAGUGCUAUUACACAAUUGAUGGACAAUUGCUAAUUUUAUUUUUUACGAUUAUUUGUUUCUAUACUGAUGUUAGAAAAAGUGAAAUAAAAGUAUUU
Messenger RNA from Phyllostomus discolor (pale spear-nosed bat), 5015 nucleotides. It is a transcript of the gene FAM167A, whose product is annotated as family with sequence similarity 167 member A. The transcript is spliced from 4 exons. The record is from RefSeq and is a predicted model, not a curated record. The coding region runs from base 1525 to 2163 and encodes 212 amino acids. Lineage: Eukaryota; Metazoa; Chordata; Mammalia; Chiroptera; Phyllostomidae.